GUUAAAUAUAUGUACAUAUACAUAUUCCACAUCGCAGCUGAUUCAUCUGCAAUGCAAUCUGUCCAUGAUUUUACCAAUAAUUGCAUUACAUAAUCUUAUUCGUUAAACAAAUUAAAGUAUUACAUAAAUUACGCAAGAAAUACAUUUCUAAAAUGGACAAUCAACCCGUGGUACAAAUUUCUGCAAAGUUCAAAGCAGCUAUACAAACUUUUAGCUUACAAGACUUAAAGUCCCUGCUGGAAUCAUACCUGCAUUUUAUCAAGGAUGAAUCUAACUGGUUUUACGACGAAUCUAGUCCCCAAAACGGCGGCCCCCUACAUUGGGUACUUGCGUCCCAAGAAACACGACGUCCUAACACCUUCGUUGUGAAGGAAAUGCUCACCAUCCUCUUGGAGAAAGGCUGUCCCACCGAUUUCAGAGACCUUUACGGGUCAACUCCCCUCCACUCCGCGGUCACGAAAGGCUCCUUACCACUCGUCGUUACUCUCUUAAGUCACAUGGCCGACCCGAAUUUAACCACCCACCGAAAAAAGACGACCCCUCUUCACCUCGUGGCACGGUCAAAUGACAGCUCUCUGGACAUCUUAAAAGCUCUCAUCGUCUUCAAUGCCGACCUAAAUCUGCGGGAUGCUAAGGGAAUGAGUGCGCUUCAUUUGUUAGGAGAAAAUACUGCACCCUGGGCAAGGGAGGGCAUCGCAGUAAUGCAUGCUGUCAAAGCAGCUCGAUGUCCGGAAUUUAAUCCCGCUCUCUGCUCAAGGGAUUGCAAAUAUGAAGAACCUGACGAAAAUGACGAAGCUGGGGACAACGUUGCCAAUAAUUUAGUAAAAAUGCUGAAAUGUGACAGGAAGUCAACCGGAAAAAGAAAGUAUCAUUUGUUAUGCCUGGACGGGGGUGGAAUACGAGGCGUUGUACUCACGCAGAUGCUCACAUGUUUCGAAAAGAUCAUGAACCAAACUACGCAAGAGUACUUUAACUGCAUCGCUGGAACGAGUACCGGUGGCAUCCUGGGUUUGGGUUUAGCGUCGGGAAAGUCUGUGAUGGAAUGCCAGGGUCUGUAUUUCCAACUGAAGGACAGUGUUUUUAAGGGAGCGAAAGCCUACGGAGUCACCCCACUGGAAAACUUUCUUAAGAAAAUGUUUGGGGAAAAUAGAAGACUUGAUAGUUUGACCGGAAUGAGAGUAAUGGUGACAGCAACGAAUGUCACUCAACUGCCCCCAGAACUUCAUCUCUUUCGAAAUUAUCCUACCACCGGACAAACAGACGCGUACGAGGAGACCGAUGAAGAUACGCUUAUCUGGAAAGCGGCCAAGUUAACGGGCGCAGCCCCAUUUUACUUUCAGAUGGAACACCAUUCGUUAGUUGAUGGAGGUUUUGUCGCUAAUAAUCCGACGCUGGAUGCAUUAGCAGAAUUGUCACGGUGUCAACGAAAUUUAUUCGAAGAUGACCAUGAUUUGCUCCCUACUGUCGUCGUGUCACUGGGAACCUCAAUUUGUUUGACAGAUUGUGGGAGCCAAGGGUUGGGCUUGAACCCUUCGGUAUGGAACUUCUUUACUGAUCCAAUCGGUUUAAUAACGAAAGUUCCAGGGUUUUCGAAACUACUAUUGGAGCAGGUUACGGCCUCUAAUGGGCCAAUCAUUCAGAGAGGUAUGGAAAUGUGCAAUCUUAUCGGGUCAAAUUACAUACGAUUAAAUCCACAAGUUUCGACCUUGAUUGAGUUGGACGAGACUGAUGAUGCCAAAUUAAUCAAUUUAAUAUUUGAGACAAGGGUGUACACUUUGAGCAUUGCAGACCAAUUGAGAACGAUUUGCAGCUAAUCAAAGACGUAUAAGUGAACAAAUUAUGUUUCGAAACAAAUGCAUAUGUUAAGUGAUUAAAUGUAAAUAUGUGAUGUCAAUCCUUAAACAUUUCGUAUUAAGUUGUAAUACUUAAGUUUUCAUUAAUUUUUGUCCAUGAUAGUUUUGAAUUUCGACUAAAGAAAAAAUAUAGGAUAGGAUAUUUUAUAUUUUUCAUAAUUCAAUUGUUAUUUAAUAAAUCAAUUAUAAAUUAUAAUCAUGUCGGACGUAACUAUUCAGGUACUUUAGAAUCUCAAGUUUACAUAAUUAAGCGUCCAACUGCACGUUUCUUGGUAUCUUCAUAACAGAAUUUUUAGAAAGUUCACAGUAAUUGUGCAGAAUAAGUGAAUAUUUAAAUAUGCAAAAAUGUUUGCAAACUUUUGCUAAAAAUAAAGCCACAUUUAAAUUUUUAAUUGCAGCUAAUAAUUAA
Messenger RNA from Folsomia candida, 2262 nucleotides. RefSeq names its product 85/88 kDa calcium-independent phospholipase A2. Lineage: Eukaryota; Metazoa; Arthropoda; Collembola; Entomobryomorpha; Isotomidae. The record is from RefSeq and is a predicted model, not a curated record. Gene Ontology annotation, molecular function: protein binding. Bases 153 to 1814 code for a protein of 553 amino acids. Gene Ontology annotation, biological process: positive regulation of ceramide biosynthetic process; lipid metabolic process. Gene Ontology annotation, cellular component: mitochondrion. The transcript has 9 exons.